This is a messenger RNA of Morus notabilis, 2866 nucleotides long. Its product is annotated as pentatricopeptide repeat-containing protein At2g39620. Bases 270 to 2603 code for a protein of 777 amino acids. Gene Ontology annotation, biological process: RNA modification. The transcript has a single exon. NCBI's taxonomy places the organism in Eukaryota, Viridiplantae, Streptophyta, Magnoliopsida, Rosales, Moraceae. Gene Ontology annotation, molecular function: RNA binding; protein binding. The record is from RefSeq and is a predicted model, not a curated record.
AGGCAAAACGACUUCUACGUAGAUCCUACCAUGGCCAUACGCACACACCAGCAACCUCCGAAAAUCUCUCUCCUCUUCACCUCCUCAACUCAUGCAAGCAACUCAAGCCUUUGCUUCAAAUCCAUGGCCACUUGAUAGUUUCACGCCACAAAAACGACACUCACACAGCGACCCGUCUCAUCAACGCCUAUUCUUUCUUUCGAAAAUGCGACGUCUGUCACUCCGUCUUCGAUUCCACGCCAAACCCAGCUGUGAUUCUCUGGAACUCCAUGAUCAGAGCCUACGUGAGAUCAAACCGGUUCGGAGAUGCUCUCGGAAUGUACCGCUCCAUGUUGAAAGAAGGUAUGGAACCCGACAAGUAUACCUUCAACUUUGUUGUGAAGGCUUGUACCGGUUCUUUGGAUUUGCAAGAGGGUGUUCUUAUCCACCGUGAAAUAGCUCUUAGGGGAUUAGAAUCUGAUGUUUUUAUAGGGACCAGUUUGCUUUACAUGUAUAGUAAAAUGGGUGAAAUAAGGCUUGCACUCCAAGUGUUCGAUGGAAUGCCUGAGAAGGAUGUUGUGGCUUGUAAUGCGAUGAUUACAGGUUUUUCGCAAAGCGGGGAUCCCUGCAAGGCGCUGGAGUUUUUUCGGAGUAUGCAGUUAUGGGGAUUGGAGCCCAACUCGGUGAGUUUGUUGAACUUGGUUCGAGCUGUUUCUGUACUGGCAGAUAUUGAUUCUUGUAGGUCUAUUCAUGGAUACGCGGUUAGGAGGGAUGUUGGAGCUGCGGUGUCAAAUGGGUUGAUUGAUAUGUACUCCAAGUGCGGAGAUGUUAGUGUUGCUCGCCGGGUUUUUGACACGAUGAAGGGACGUGAUAAUAUCUCGUGGGGAACAAUGAUGGCAGGAUAUCUCUAUAACGGUUACUUCCUCGAGGUUUUGGAGUUAUUUGAUUCCGUGAAGGGUGAGAACCUUAAGAUGAAUGCAGUGUCAGUCAUAAGUGCACUCUUGGCAGCUACUGAGUUGAGAAAUCUAGAGAAAGGAAAGGAGAUACAUAGUUGUGCUGUACAAGAAGGAAUUGAUUCAAAUGUUUCAGUAGCCACUUCUAUCAUGACCAUGUAUGCAAAGUGCGGAGAAAUAGAGAAGGCUAAAGAAUUGUUUGACGGGCUUCAUGGAAAAGAUGUCAUUGCUCAUUCUGCACUUACAUCUGCUUUUGUUGACUCGGGGUAUUUUGAAGAGGCGUUGUCUUUGUUUCAAGAUAGUCAGAAUGAAUACUUGAAACUAGAUUGGGUGACCAUAUCAAGCAUCCUUUCGGCAUGUGCAGAGCUAUCAUCUAUAAGAUUAGGCAGGAGCAUACAUUGUCACACUAUUAAAGCCAAUAUUGAUUGCGGCAUCUCAAUAGGAGCAGCCCUUGUGUCCAUGUAUGCUAAAUUUGGAUUCUUAACCACUGCUUUGUUCGUUUUCCAUAGAAUGCCAUCUAAAGAUGUUGUAGCAUGGAAUUCUUUGAUAAAUGUGUGCACCCAGAUCGGGGAACCGUUCCAUGCUAUGGAAAUGUUUCGUAAAUUACAGUUGUCUGGUAUACAACCAGAUGAAAGAACCAUGGUAGCUCUGGUUCAAGCUUGUAUACUAUUAAAUGACCUCGGUCAGGGUGCGUGCAUCCAUGGGAAAAUCAUAAAAUAUGGCCUUGAAUCCGACAAUCAUGUAAUAAACUCUCUCAUUGGGAUGUACGCAAAGUGUGGAAGCCUACCCUCAGCUGAUUUUUUGUUCAACAGAAUCGAGUUGACAAAGAAUGAAGUGGCGUGGAAUGCUUUAAUUUCAGGAUAUGCGCAGAGUAAACACGCCAAAGAAGCUAUUUCUGCUUUUAACCAGAUGAGACUAGAGAAUGUGAGGCCUAAUUCAGUAACAUUUGUGAGCAUUCUUCCUGCAGUGGCAUAUCUUUCAGACUUGAGACUAGGCAUGGCUUUUCAUGCCUCUCUUAUCAAGAUGGGGGUUUUGUCGAAUACCCUUGUUGGAAAUAGUCUCAUUGAUAUGUAUGCUAAAUGUGGGCGGCUUGAUUUUUCAAAGAAAUGCUUUAAUGAUAUGGAGCACAAAAAUACAGUUUCAUGGAACGUGAUGCUCGCUGGAUAUGCUGUACAUGGCCGAGGAGAUUCUGCAGUUUCGCUUUUCUCUCUCAUGCAGGAAAAUCAUGUCGAAGUUGAUAAUUUUUCCUUCGUCAGUGUUUUAUCUGCUUGCAGGCAUGCUGGUUUAGUAGAAGAAGGCAAAAGAAUUUUUAAGUCCAUUCGUGAGAAACACCAUCUUGAGCCAAAUUUGGAGCAUUAUGCUUGCGUGGUUGAUCUUUUAGGUCGUGCUGGAUUGUUUGAUGAAGCUCUUAGCUUAAUCAGUACAAUGCCAAUGGAGCCGGAUGCUGGAGUUUGGGGAGCUUUGUUGGGUGCGUGUGGAAUGCAUUCUAAUGCAGAGUUCGGAGAAGUUGCCCUGGACCAUCUCGUUAAAGUUGAGCCUGGAAACCUUACUAAUUACAUAGUUUUGUCAAAUAUAUAUGCUCAAUCAGGUAGAUUGCGUGAUGCAGACAAAACAAGAUCGAAGAUUAAAGACUCGGGUUUGAAGAAAACUCCAGGGUGCUCCUGGGUUUGAAAUAAAAACAGGAUCCAUGCAUUUAAGUGUGAGUUAUCACAGCCAACUGCGGUUUGAUACCACAUGCUUUCUUUGUGCGGCAAAUCAGAAGCAGUUUGGGUUUGAGAUAAUGAUUACAUAAUGUUCAUGAAUGGUGUCUCAAGGCUUAUUAGACAUAAUAGAAUUUUUAGCACAAUGGCCCCGAAUUUGUCGUGGUUUAGUCAAUUACCCCCUAAAUUUUUUAUUUUGACAAUUAACUCUAUAAACUUGUAAAACUGUUGCAA